Molecule: messenger RNA, 1859 nt
Organism: Phymastichus coffea
Lineage: Eukaryota; Metazoa; Arthropoda; Insecta; Hymenoptera; Eulophidae
Product: zinc finger and BTB domain-containing protein 39-like
Exons: 4
Coding region: 514-1851 (445 amino acids)
Biological process (GO): regulation of transcription by RNA polymerase II
Cellular component (GO): nucleus
Molecular function (GO): protein binding
Source: RefSeq, a predicted model, not a curated record
CGAUAAACGAAUUUGCUCGCGCUCUCUUUCUCUCUCAAAAGUUUCACUUUCGAACUAAGUUGGACAUGAGAGAUCUUCAGUAGCUGUUUACGCCGAUAAAAGCUCGGAAGGAGAAAAAAGCUCUUGGUCGCCUACAUUGUACAGCAUAUAGCACCAGCGUAGAUAUAAGUCGUAAAAACAAGUAUAUAGGAUGGAGGCUAAGUGUGCAUUGGUCGCAGCGGCGGGAGCUGAAUGAACGUACGAUAUUGGUGUGUAAAGUGGAAGGGGCACCUCGUUGCUUCUCGUACGCUCAUGGCAAGGUGCUCGGCACAGCGGAACGUGUAUUACGUACUUGGAUGUUUACACACAGAGAGCCUCCUCUCUGCUAUGGCGAGUAUAGCGCUCUCUCUCUCUCUCCUCUGAGAAAUAAAAAAACUUACGGAGUGGGGGAAGGCAUAGCAAGAGUAGUACUGGCGCGCGCGCUUGUUAUUGCGUAUGGAGUUUUAGUCGAGAGUGCCAAACAAACGUAGCGAGAUGUCGUCGGACGGCCAGCACUUUUCUCUGGUGUGGAACACCUUCCCGCGGAAUCUAUCCGCGGGCUUGUAUGACCUGCUCACAGGUGAACAAUUAGUCGAUGUAACUCUGGCUGCUGAGGGUCAAAUUCUUAGGGCCCACAAGCUCAUCCUUUCUGUUUGCAGCUCAUACUUUCGCGAGCUGUUCAAGGGGACCACGUGUAAACAUCCAAUAGUCAUACUCAAGGAUGUCAACUAUCGUGAUCUCUCGGCGAUGCUGCAGUUUAUGUAUCAAGGUGAGGUGAGCAUCAAACAAGAAGAUAUCGCCAGCUUUCUCAAAGUCGCCGAGAUACUCAAGAUCAAAGGACUCACCAGGAACCACGACGAUGAUCUUCAAGACGACACGGAAAAGGAUCUAGUUGAUGCACUACCUCUAAUCCAUCCGGAACGUACAAACAACAAUGUGACCUCACGAUCACCCACAGCGUACAAUGCAGAGCCAUUCUGCGACAUGCAAGUGUCAUGGAAUGCCUCGUCGCCGUGCCGGUGCACGCCAAAUACGCCAAAGGAAGAAAAGUCGUAUCGUGAACCAAAUGAGCCUUUAAUGACUGAUUCUAAUGUCAAUCCAACUGACCAUCAUCGACCUCCGGACGUUGACGAUGAUCAACCACUCGAUUGUUCAGCAAGUGUUUGCGAAGAUACGUCAAAGUCAACCAUCGAAUUUCCAGAGUACAAGCCAGAUUUGGGUUUAAUUAAUCCAGAAAUUCGGCAUUUGACGCCUGAAGUGGAAUGUAUACAGAGGACGACUGCACCACCGCCGAUCACGACGAUCCCGCAACCGGAACAAGAGAAUAUGGACACCAUGCUUAACCCUCAGCUGAUGCCCUAUGCUGCACCUCAAUGUCAGAGCGAACCAGUCGGUUUCCACGAGGCUACGGUAGAAGGGACAUGUACCGCAAAUGAUUACUCUUCCCAAGACCCGUCAUCAUCGUCGAGCAGUACUGCUCCCGCCGGCAAUAAAGGUCGCCGUACGAUCAAAGGUCUACCAGGUAGCAGCUUAUCUCUAGAAACAACACUGCGCUUUAUCUCUGAACUUGUUCCAAUAACGCGAAUGGAACGUGGCAAAGUUAUACAUAUGUACACGUGUCCCUGGUGCUUACGACACUUUACGCGGAGGGAAAAUCUCAAGCUACAUGUUAAAUACAUCCAUGGACCAUUGGAAAGUUUGACGUGCAAGCUUUGCGGUAAUAAGUACAAGAACAGCAAUAGCUUGCGAGUACACUCGUAUCUUUAUCACAACGCGCAGAGGAAUAAAUCUAGCGGUGGUGGAAAGUCACCUGUCGUAGGUGGAAACGUUUGAUAAUUGUC